This is a messenger RNA of Lodderomyces oxycetoniae, 1028 nucleotides long. RefSeq lists its product as uncharacterized. Gene Ontology annotation, molecular function: aldehyde dehydrogenase (NAD+) activity. The annotation marks the transcript as partial. The record is from RefSeq and is a predicted model, not a curated record. The transcript has a single exon. NCBI's taxonomy places the organism in Eukaryota, Fungi, Ascomycota, Pichiomycetes, Serinales, Debaryomycetaceae.
AUGGGACAAGAAUUGCCAUUAAAAGUAAAAGUUAAAAUUCCAACCGGUAGGGAGUAUGAGCAACCUACAGGGUUAUUCAUCAACAACGAGUUUGUUUAUCCAAAACAGAAAAAAACGUUUGAUGUUAUCUCACCUACCAAUGAAGAGUCUAUCACUUCGGUGUAUGAAGCUCUUGAAGAAGAUGUCAACACUGCAGUAGAUGCUGCACGCGCUGCAUACGACUCAUGGUCUACUAGUGCUCCAGAAGUUAGGGCUAAAGUCUUGUACAGGUUGGCUGAUUUGAUUGAAGAGAACGCUGACUUGUUGGCUGAGAUUGAAACUUUUGACAAUGGUAAAUCCUUGAUGAACUCAAAGGGUGAUGUUGCAUUGACUGCCGCUUACUUUAGAUCCUGUGCUGGUUGGUGUGAUAAGAUUUUGGGUAAUUUGAUCAACACAGGUGCCACUCACUUGAACUAUACUCAGAGAGUGCCAUUAGUUUGUGGACAAAUCAUUCCAUGGAACUUCCCCAUCUUGAUGUUGUCGUGGAAAUUGGGACCAGUUUUGGCAUCAGGAUCCACCACGGUUUUGAAAUCUGCCGAGUCUACCCCCUUGUCGGCAUUGUAUGUUGGUAAGUUGUUAGUCGAAGCUGGUAUGCCAAAGGGUGUUGUCAACAUCAUCUCUGGUUUCGGUAACCCUGCAGGUGCUGCUAUUGCAUCACAUCCUAAAUUGGAAAAGGUUGCAUUUACCGGAUCAACUGCGGUUGGACGAAAAAUAAUGAAAGCAGCUGCUGAAUCCAACUUGAAGAAAGUUACUUUGGAAUUGGGAGGUAAAUCACCAAAUAUUGUUUUCAAUGAUGCUGACAUUGAUCGCACUAUUCAAAAUUUAGUGAUGGCUAUCUUUUACAACUCAGGUGAAGUUUGCUGUGCUGGUUCACGUGUUUUGAUCCAAUCUGGUGUCUAUGACGAGGUUUUGGCCAAGUUCAAGAAAGCAGCUGAAAGCAUCAAAGUUGGCAAUCCAUUUGACCCAGAAACCUUUAUGGGUGCACAAGC